ACAGGUAUUCUCCGCGGAGAUACGUGAUCUCCAUUCACCCGCUCCCCCUCUCCGGGCACCUCCUCUCCCGCUCCUGUCCCAUAUAAGCGCGUCGGUCACCCGACUGAGGCAGAUCAGCACGACCUCUCCAACGAGAGUCCUCCUGAUAUCUUCCCGCUCGGCAAACAUGUUGCGAUUCUCUCUACUCGUGUGUGCUGCGCUUUCGGCCGCAGUAGCUCACCGGCAUGCAGUGCCCACGUCCGCCGGCGUCCUGGCCGGAAAGCGGUUAAAAGUCCCUGGUCUUGGUUACGUGAAGCAGUAUCUCGGUGUCUCCUACGCUCAAGCGCCCGUCGGACACCUGCGGUUCGCGCCGCCAGUUCCUCUGGAGCAGGAGGCUGCAGAUCAAUUUCAAGACGCCACCAAGUUCGGAUCCUCCUGCUACCAACCGGCUCACCUGAAGAACUUCAUCAGUGACCUUCUCGACACAGAUGCUGCCGGCGAGAUGAGUGAAGACUGUCUCAACCUCAACGUCUACGUCCCGGAAACGAAGGAGGAACAGCUGCCGGUCGUCGUUUGGAUUCCGGGAGAAGGGUUUAACUACGCGGAGGCGAGUCAGUUUGACGGCAGCUUCCUCGCGCUCCAGGGGAACGUCAUCGUGGUCACAGUCAACUACAGAGUGUCCGCUUUCGGCUUUCUCAGCACUUUAACCCCACAUGCUCCAGGAAACGUUGGCCUUCUGGAUCAGCGCAUGGCUCUCCGUUGGGUUAAGCAGAACAUCGCUCGCUUCGGAGGAAACCCACAAAAGGUGACUGUUAUGGGACGUUUCUCCGGAUCAAUGAGCAUCAGCAUUCACCUCACAACGCCGCUCAAAGAGAAGCUGUUUGAAAGAGCCGUUAUGCAGAGUGGAGUUGCAGUUGGCAAGUACGUUUUUGACACUGAACCUCUGAAUGCGACUAACAGCCUGGCGAGGGAACUCAACUGCGAGCGUCAGUCCAUCUCUGAUAUGAUCAGCUGCUUGCAAGAAGUCUCGGCAGCUGAUCUCCUCAAAGCUACGUACAGUGUACCAAAGUUCUUCAGGCCCGUUUUCGACGGUGAUCUUGUUGUGGAAGAGCCCCUGGAUGUCGUGAAGAAGGGGAAACACCACGGUGUGGAUGUCAUCAUCGGCACUAACCAAGAUGAGGGCUCCAUCUGCAUGCUUACCCUCUUCUACCUCAAGUCUCAUUUCUACAACAGAUUCAUCACGAACACUCUUUCAAGUGAAGACUUUGACGAGAUGAUCAGUUGGAAUGUGGAGGACUUCACCAAGAAAGAAGACAGCGUUGUAGCCAAGGUUACGAGCCACGAGUACAGGUACACGCAUCCCGCAGAAGGUCUACGUGCCAAGUACCUUCAGUUCUGCAGCGACAUUUACAUUUCUGCACCGAUGGAACGCAUGGCCCGCCUUCUCGCGAGCAACAAGAAAGGAAGCGUGUACGUCUACAAGUUCACGCACCGUCCUUCAUUCUCGAAGCAGCCCAAGUUCAUCCAGGCAGCCCACGGUGAUGACGUUCUCUUCUCGCUUGGCCUCGUCCUUAAACUCCAGGAUGCACCAAAGGAAGAAGUGAUCCUCACCAAGAAAAUGGUCGCCUCCAUAGCCAACUUUGCUCUUGAUAGCGAUCCCAGCGUGGUCGACGCCAACGACUUUGACCUCGACUGGCCUGAGUUCUCCGACAGCGACCGCUUGGUCAUGUACUUCAGCACGACCAGCCCUCGCGCACGAAAUACCAAUAUGGACCGUGCAGUCUCUUUCUGGUACGACGUCGUCCCCCUGGUUGAGGCCCACAAGUUCACGACAGCAGUCUACCAAACUGUCCUCACCGGUCGUCCAGUGGCACUCACGUCAUCCAUGUCUCUCGUGGACGUGGACCAGCACCGUAGACCACUUCACAACAGUGUUUCACAGCAAGAUGCGGCUGAAGCGUCAAGAAUGACGGCAGCGUACGCUAUCGCCGCUAUGGGCAUCUGCAACGUCAUCCUGAUGAUUGUUGCGGCGGUCAGCGUGACGAAGUUGAGGAGGACACUGAGCACCUACCAGCCUGUACGAGAGUCUUCAUGAAGUGUCCUUCGGGAAGUCAAUGUAAAUAUUUCAUCAUCAUGGGCGCGCAUUGCAGUCACCUGGUUGCGCCAAGAACUCAUCCCUGCCUAAGGCAGAGGUUAUUUAUGAACUGACGCUGCAUUACAAGACAAUCUCGUGUUGUUGUUCAUCGAGGUUUGGGCAUUGUAAAUAGGGCAUUAUUUUAUUUGUUUUAUUAUUAUUAUUUUUACGACCCUGCCACAUACGUGUGAGUGCCAAACACUUCAUUAAUAUAAAUUGUUUGCGGGCACUGUGAAUAUGUAUAUUAAGUCAGAGGGCGUGUUUUGUAAAUAAGCUUUCUAGUCACUGAAAGUGCAGAAUGUUAGCCUGUCCGCUGCCCUCGUUGCUGUAAGGAGAUCUGUCUGUGCCUUCUUUUACUUGUGUAUAUAUAUUCCAACUGAAUCAUCGUCAAUAAAUCACCUCUCGGAUGCAUA
Ornithodoros turicata is the source of this 2526-nucleotide messenger RNA. Its product is annotated as carboxylesterase 5A-like. The coding region runs from base 167 to 2074 and encodes 635 amino acids. Lineage: Eukaryota; Metazoa; Arthropoda; Arachnida; Ixodida; Argasidae. The transcript has 2 exons. The record is from RefSeq and is a predicted model, not a curated record.